Molecule: messenger RNA, 6793 nt
Organism: Cheilinus undulatus (humphead wrasse)
Lineage: Eukaryota; Metazoa; Chordata; Actinopteri; Labriformes; Labridae
Product: FERM and PDZ domain-containing protein 4-like
Exons: 16
Coding region: 77-6025 (1982 amino acids)
Cellular component (GO): cytoskeleton
Molecular function (GO): protein binding
Source: RefSeq, a predicted model, not a curated record
GGAAGAGGACAAUUUCUGUUGAAGAAAAGGGCUUUCUGACUCUUAAGUUUCCUGUUUUAGAUGCCAUAAGAACAAAAUGUCCGGCUGGCCGCCCCCUGGCCCAGGCUCCUGGAGUGGACUUCAGGGGCCUCCGUACAGCUGGGACAGCAUGAACAGCACCAGAGAGGGCCGGGACUGCCUCACCAACCAAGUGUCCACCAGCAGCUCCCUGGAGGAGGUUCACCUGGAUGGGGUCCCCCCUGCCCCUCGCCUCAUCGAGAUGAGACGGGAUCCCGUCCUGGGCUUCGGCUUUGUGGCGGGCAGCGAGAAACCUGUGGUGGUCCGCUCUGUUACUCCAGGCGGUCCGUCGGAGGGGAAGCUGCUGCCAGGCGAUGAGAUCAUCAUGAUCAACGACGAGCCCGUCAGUUCGGCUCCUCGAGAGCGAGUCAUCGACCUCGUAAGGAGCUGCAAAGAAUCCAUCAUGUUGACCGUUGUCCAGCCGUAUCCUUCCCCUAAAUCAGCGUUCAUCAGUGCAGCCAAAAAAGCCAUGCUCAAGUCCAAUCCGGUCAAAGUGCGCUUUGCAGAGGAGGUCAUUAUAAACGGCCAGGUUCCAAACCCGGUGAAGGACAACUCUCUUCUGUUCAUGCCAAAUGUCCUGAAGGUCUACCUGGAGAAUGGGCAGACCAAGUCUUUUCGCUUCGACAGCAGUACCUCUAUCAAGGACGUGAUCCUGACCCUGCAAGAGAAGCUGUCGAUCAAAUGCAUCGAGCACUUCUCCCUGGUGUUGGAGCAGAGGGAGGAAGGCUCCGGAAGCAAACUGCUCCUCCUGCACGAACAGGAGAUGCUUACUCAGGUGACUCAGAGGCCCGGCUGUGACAAGAUGAAAUGUUUCUUCAGAGUCAGCUUCGUGCCCCGGGACCCUGUGGAGCUGCUGCGGAGAGACGCUGUGGCGUUUGAAUACCUCUAUGUACAGAGCUGCAACGACGUGGUCCUGGAGCGGUUCGGCCCAGAGCUGAAGUACGAUGCUGCGCUGCGAUUGGCUGCUCUGCAGAUGUACAUCCUCAACAUGACGACCAGGCAGAGUCAGAAGGUGUCGCUCAAAUACAUCCAAAAAGAGUGGGGUCUGUCGCUGUUCCUGCCCCCCGUCGUGCUGUCCAGCAUGAAAGAGAAAAACAUCAAGAAAGCUCUGACGCACAUCCUCAAAACCAACCAGAACCUCGUGCCUCCGGGGAAAAAACUGACUGCGCUGCAGGCCAAGGUGCAUUACCUGAGGUACCUCAGUGAACUCCGGCUGUACGGAGGGAGGGAGUUCAAAUGUGUGCUGCUGCAAGGGGAGAAGCAGACGGACGUGACGCUGUUGGUCGGCCCGCGUUACGGCAUCAGUCAUGUCAUCAACGCCCGCACCAACCUGGUGGCUCUUUUGGCCGAUUUCAGCCACGUCAACCGCAUCGAGAUCCUCACUGAGGAUGAGACCAACGUCCGACUGGAGCUGCAUGUUCUGGACGUCAGGCCAAUCACGCUCAUCAUGGAUUCCUGUGAUGCCAUGAACCUGGCCUGUUUAACAGCAGGCUACUAUCGCCUCCUAGUGGAUGCAAGGAGAUCUAUCUUCAGUGUGCCACACUGCAAUAGCACUGGAGGAGAUGAUCCAAGUCAGGAUCGGGUCCUGGAGUGGCCGUACAGCACGUCUUUGGGCUACAACGAGGAGCCAAUCCAGGGAGGCGUCUACAACAGGGACUCACAGUAUUCAGACAACGGGCAGAGAGAGAGCAGCAUGUCUCCUUACUUCCAUGAUCCCCAAAACCCCGACAGAGACCUGAGGGAGAGAAGGAGUCCUGUGCCCCCUCCUCUUCCCCCUGCAACCAGACACAAAAUUCAAGACUCACCUCGCAGCGCCAAAGUGUCGUUUAUCUUCGGGGGCGACCCGCCCUUAAACAAGCCUAAGAGCUUAGGCUAUGAAAGACUGUUAGAGAGCCCCGAGGUUCCCGAGCACAGACCGCCGUACUUGCACAAUAAUUCAGACUUUCAGGGACAGGACAGGGUGCCGUUUCAGUUCAGCGGUCUGACUCAUGUCUACAGUAACAUUAUAAGCGAGGAAGGGGCCGAGGAGCCUGUGCUAAGGGAGCUAUUUUAUCGUGACACUACGGACGAUGCAGAGGACGAUGAUGAAGCUUCCUGUGAGGAAGACUCUACAGGAGGGACACCUGUUGGUGAGGAAAGAGGAGGCGGAGGCGAAAACCAAGGAGGAGGGCUGGCAACAGCAGCGGGCAAAGCCACCUUCCUCAAAAUAUCCGGUUCUACUGACGACAUCAUCGACCUUACUGCGCUGCCUCCUCCUGAGGGAGACGACGGCGUGGACGAUGACGAGGAUGACACACUGCUGCAGACCCUCAACCUCGCAAUUGCAGCCCCGCCGCCAGGGUUCAGGGACAGUUCUGAUGAGGACACAGCACCCGAGGGGAGGCCGCUGAGCACACACGACAAUGACGACAUCCCAGUUUCGCUAAUUGAUGCCGUCCCGACCCAUGGGGAGGGGGAGGGGAGCAGAGGAGGGGAGAGAAGGCUGGAGAAUGCGGUUGUGAAUACUCUGCAGGCUCUGGAGGCUUUGUCCGUCUCUGAACAGAGGCCUCCUCCUCCCCCACCACCCAACAGUAAUAAUCCAGGUGCCUACGCAUCUCAAGGCUUCAGCCCAGAGUCGUCCUCUGAUUCUGGCAAUGAGACGAACUCCUCAGAGAUGACUGAAUUCUCUGAACUCGCUGCUACUCACAGGCUCAGUGAGAGCCACAUGCGACUUUUGGUUGCCACAAGGGAAGGAUACCAACCUUUACUUGAGGAGAAGACUGAAUUUCCUGUCUCACCAAGUACAACAGGGACGAUACAGAAGAAACCCCGAAGUCCAACACGGCACCUUCAGCCUCCUGCAGUCCCUCCAAGACGGAGCCCCCUAUUGGACAUUCCUGCAACAAGACAAGAGAGCUUGGAUAUAAGAGCCCAUGCUAACCUUUCUACCACACUCCAGCGCCCAAGUUCAACCACGCCAGGUGGCAAGCAUCACAAAAAGUCUGCAGACUCCAGCGGGAAGUACAAUACCUUCAGCACAAGGGACGGUUACAGAGGUGAGAGCAGUGGGAGCCGCAUUCGUCUUGACUUGGACCAACGUACGUCAUUCUGUGAGAUGAGCGAAAGUCAAAGAAGACAGAAUUCUUUUUUGGCCGAAAAUUCUGCAGUGGAGAGCCAUUCGAUGAACAGUCACCCCCCUGAGCAUCACAGACACCCCCGUCCUGCCUCCUCUACCUCUGAUCGCCUCUUAGAUGCCGUCAAGAUGGGGGACAGUCACAUCGAUAAUGGCGCAGGAGGUGUUGAUCAAGAUGAACGUUUAGUUGUAGCGUCAUUGCUGUCCCCGACCAAAAAACCCAGAACAGUGGGGUCCGAGCAGGGAUCGGACAUACAGAGUGACCACCCACCCAUGCCUAGACAGCAGAGUGUUGCACGCUUGUGUGAGUACCACCUAGCAAAAAGGAUUUCAAACUUGCAAGGAGAAGCCCACAGCUCACUGCAGGGUUCUUUGUGCUCAUCUUUGGAUGCUGGUGGUAGCACCAACAGUAGCGCAUGUGCCACCCCAACUGACUCCCCGCUUGGCCCUGGUGCAUUCGAAUCAAAACAUCACCAUUUGCAAAGGCACCCACUUUCAAGUUCCUCCUCGUCAUUACUCAGGGUGCUAAACUAUGAAGAUAGCAAACCUCGUGGCAUCCCCAGUCAGAGUGCUCAGGGAAAGGACCUACACCCCCAUGCGGACCCUGCCCUCCUCCGGAAAAUGCUGCCCAACAUUCACGCUCCCACUCCCACUCCUGCUCCUGCUGAAUCAAGCCGUCCCUCCUCCGCGACACCAUCCAAGCAUAAAGAGUCAACAAGUUCUGGAGGCAAGAAGGCCCACAAUGAUGUGCAUCCCAAACAACAGGCCCAUUUAAAGGGUCUGAACCAGAAGGAAGGGAGUGAGGCCUACAGACAGCUGAUCAACUAUCUAACAGUCAGCCAGAUGCAUCAAGGUGGGAAGCUGCACAGUGCAGGCAUGGGAGCAGCAGUGAAAAAGGACACUAGACGCUUUAUCACAAGCAACCCUCAGCUUGUUGAAAUGGUCAAGAAUAGAGGGAACACCAUAGCUCGCUGUCCGUGCAUGCCUUCUUCCAUAUCGUCCCCAUUUCUCAGCCCAAAUUUAGUCAACCCUAAUUCAGCUUCCUUACAGCUGGCAAAUAAAAAUCAGCGGCCAUACCAUUCAGCCACACUUCCUGCCAAACUCAAGAGAAGUCCCGAGAUGCACUCUCAGACUCUGAUUGACAAUCUAGAUUACAGGCCGAGUACUUCUGAGAGAAGAAGCUCCUUUUCUGGCCUGGAAAGUGAGCUAGAGAGGAGUGGUAUGGACCAGGAGCAGUUCCUGUCAAUGUAUAAAAGGGAGGGCUGUAUCAGCCCUGAUGGACGAUUCAUUACAGGUGGAAACCAGGAGGAUGGGGGCAACCCUAACCGUCCUCCACCUAGGUCAAGAAGCCAGCCGAGUGGCACCACAGAGGACUGGUUCAGGUCAGAGCAAAGAGCAAGACAUGCAGCUCGCCAGUCUUCACAUCAACGUCCCAGUGAUUCUCUUUGUUUCUCCGCUGCCCCCAGUGUCAGCAGUCAGCAAUCCGACUUCAGCGCAAUGUCUUUAGGAAGGGGGGACCAUCCUUCAGCUUUUAUCCGACAGGCAUCCUCUGGUCCAAGGGCUUGCAUUACUUCCCCAACUCGCAAUCCUCAUUCACCUCCUCCGCCACCUCCCCCACCACCGACAUCAUCUUCUCUGAUGCCUAUUCCUGUGCAAGUCAACACUAGCUCCAGCAACUCAGGAUGCCCACAGGAUUCCAUCCAUCCCUUGCAGUUUCGGCCCAAUCAGAACCAUAUUCAAGCUUUAACCCCAACCCCGCAGACAGAUUCCUUAUGCAACAGCCUGCAACGGGGUCGGGAGCUCAAGCGAAGCUCCAGCAAUGUGACUGCCAGUUCUGGUAGCGUGGAAGUUCUGUUUGAUAAGCCCACUCGGAGCAGGAGUCAGCAGCCCUUGUCACCAUCUGUGCCCCAGCAAAGUGAGACUAAAGUCCAGCGUAGACCUACAAGAAAGCGACUCUCAAAGAGCUACUCCCAAGGCUCUGUAUCUUCCCACACCUCGUGCUGGUCUUCAGGCAGUAGGUUAGACUGCAGAAGGGCUUCUGUUGCAUUUCCGUUGCAGAAAGACGGGAAACACAUGAAGGGCUCUCAAAAACUAGACACCAGUCCUUGGAGAUGCAACGGGCCUUUUAGCUACUGUUUCUUUAAACGUAAGAGUGAGGGCGAGGAGGAUGAUAUCGAGUGGGAGAAGCCCAGACGAGGCCGGGGUGGGAAUGACAUUAAUGCUAAUGACGCUGCUUCGUCGGGUGUAUUCCCAUGUGGCUCAGCCGUGGAUGCAGCAGGAGAGCAGUUGUAUGGGGAGGUCCUAAAUAACAUGAGCUUUAGUGACCGUCUUGCAAGAAUCAACGCACUCAAGGACCGCAUGUAUGGCUUCCCUUCCGGCUUCACUGACGUCCGCAGGGACGCCAGCGAACUCAUCGCCCUGGUGAGGUCAAGCAUCAGCCGCUGCGACCGUGGAGCCCAGAUGCCUCUGCAGGACGUAUCCCAGUACAAGCAGCUCCUUUCCGUUGAGUCGAAAGAAUUAGGCCGGGCAUGCCGGAGGAUGGCACAGGCCCACGGCACUCCGGAAGAGAUGCUGCUCGCUGUGACUUGUAGUUUCCAGGUGCUAUGCUGUCUCUGCGAAGCCUGUAUGUGUCUGGUCAGGGGGCUCGGAGCUUCAGCCUCCCACCAGCAAAGAGAGGUUGUAGCAAAGGUCGACGAGGUCGUCAUGAACUAUAUAUGUUUGCUCAAAGCGGCAGAGGCGGCCACAGUGGGAGCGCCUGGGGAGCACAGUGUGAAAGCCCUGGUCCGCCACUCCAGUACCAUGUCGGCCAUUGCAAACGCACUCACCCGCUCCCUUAAAACGCUGCUUAGCAAGUAGAGGCUACUCCUUAUGCUUUUUAGUGUGGCCUAAGCAGUCAUUAGAGGUCUGUCUUUCAGCGUCUUGUUAUUUCUGCUAGAGCUGGCGGACACCUGUCUUCAUAUCAAUAGAACUUAGACUUACACCAAGUCUUAACAAGAUGCUUAAAGGCAGUCUGACUGCACUUGCUUUUUCUGAUGACAAUAUUGUAAUGUAUAUUUACAAAGCCAUACUGUCACAGACCUUUGUAUUAUGAUAUGUACCUAAUAGAUACCCGUUUACCUGUGCAUUAUGUAACUUAUUUCAAAUAUGUAAAUAAUGUACAUAUACACACUAUAUUAUUUGCUGUAGCAGUUUUAAGAAGCCACCGAGUAUUCAGCUUAAUUUGCUCUACUAUUACACAGCGCUGGGGUGAAUCCACUUCCUGUCCAACAGUUCAUAAAGUGCAGUUUUACUCAAGUAUUUAUCAUGGUAAUAGUUAAAAAUCAAGCAGUGGACAUGCAAAUAAUUUGUGCCACAGAGGAAAUUGUUAAUAUAAAUGUGUUCAUAUGGCAGUUUUUAUUGAGUGACUGUUAAAAAUUUACUUUGUUUCAUCCAUGUUGCAUUAUACUGCAGUUUUUCUUCAGCAGGAAGGGAGGACUACUGUUUGAAAAGAAAUCUAGGAAAUACAGGGACUCUGAAAUUGCACUGCAUUUGGGAAUGCUUCUUAUUUUUUUGCAUAGAUUAUUUUGAGAUUAGUAAAUUAUAAGAUUAUCACUAAUGACUAAAUAUAUAGAAAUGUAAUAGUAA